Molecule: messenger RNA, 1598 nt
Organism: Salvia hispanica
Lineage: Eukaryota; Viridiplantae; Streptophyta; Magnoliopsida; Lamiales; Lamiaceae
Source: RefSeq, a predicted model, not a curated record
UCACUUGUCCUCGUGUCUCUCUCUCUCCCUUUUCUCCCUAUUGUUCUUAUUUUCGUUUCAUUUUCCCCAAUCUCAAAUCACCCUCGGAAAAGAACCCUAAAUUCCACAACAAUUUGAUCACCCCUUGAAUUCCUCAAUGAACCGAAUACUGUGAUUUCUAUUCGAGAAUUUCAGAAUUAGAUUGUUCGAAUCUUAGGGUUUUGGGAGAAUGGGCAAAAACGAGGACGAUUUGCAGCUAUCGAUUUACAGGCCGCUGAAAUUCACCGGCGGGUGUUUGGAAAUCCGCCUCUUCUACGUCCGAAUCGCCUCCUGCGCGGUGGAAAACCUCCCGGACCAGCUGAAGCUCCGCCACCUCCGGCGGGAGGUGGGCGUUUCCUUGGAAAUCAACGGCAAGCGUAUCCCCUCUUCCGACGCCGUCUCCAUCACUCUCCGCCGCGAUCGCGUCAACAAGGACUCGUCCGAGGUGACCUACGUGAGCACCGAUAGCGUCAGGAUAUCGGGCCCCGCGGAAUUCGAGGUGUGCGAGGAGAGGGAUGAUUUGGAUUUGAUUCUAUGUGGCUCGUUGGAGAAGGCUGAUGCGUGGAGCAAUGAGAGCGCGUUGGAUAACGAUUCGAAAUCGGGGUGGAGUAUCGAGUGCUAUGCUGCGACGCCUAUCACGAAUAAGAGCUCGGCGCUCCUGCAGCCGAGGAAAGGGGGAUGCUCCCCAUCCAUCGAGGUUUACGUAGCCGGGUGUUGUUCGGGAACGCCUGUGAUUUUGAUGAAGACGGUGUUGGUUAGCCCGCGGAGGAAGGCGCGGCAAGGACUGAUGCUUGAUGCAAUUCCCGAGGAUGAGGAGAUGGGCAAGGAACAAGGGAGUUUGAGUAAUGGGCUGGUCAGACAGCGAAAACUGCAGUUAAUGCCGGCUGAUAUGGAUGAUGAUGAGUCGGAGGGGAAAGCUGCAUACAGCUAUUACUCUGAAGAUAUGUAUCCUGGUGAAGACGGGCAGCUCUCGUGGUUCAAUGCUGGUGUAAGGGUUGGUGUUGGGAUAGGGCUAGGUAUGUGCCUCGGUGUUGGAAUUGGUGUCGGGCUGCUGAUGCGAUCCUACCAAGCCACAACCAGGGGUUUCAGGAGGAGGUUCUUCUAAUCCAGUCAUCCCCACUUAGAGAAAAAACGUAGGAGAUCACAUUGGAGAUGGAAGCAUACCACCACACCAUAACGCAGCUACAGAAGUGAGAGGCUCUAUUGUAUAUAGCAUACCAGGGGGUUGUUCACAAGUUGUCUCUCAUAAAAAUGGUGCUGGUGCUGCCUUGAGGGAGGGUGUCGUCGUCUUACAGUGUGUGUGCCACGGGGGGAAUGUUUGUGAUAUUAUUGGCCUUGUGUGAAGUACUCUUCUUGUGUAUCUUCCCUUUUACAUGUAUAUCCUCUAUUUUCCCCCAAAAGAUCAUUUUUGUGUAGUUCUUUUCUUUUUUUUCCCUUUUCACUCAGAAAGUCCAGAGAUGUUAAGCCAAUUUUGUUUCCUUCACUGUCCGAAUAAGUAGUAGCCAAUGCUGCUUUUGGUGUAGAGUUGUAUAUUUGUAACGCAUUGCUGUAGAGAGUUGGAUUGUGUUGUUCGAGAUCAA